Rotaria sordida is the source of this 1074-nucleotide messenger RNA. The record is from the annotation of a GenBank genome assembly. NCBI's taxonomy places the organism in Eukaryota, Metazoa, Rotifera, Eurotatoria, Philodinida, Philodinidae.
AUGAAGUGUACUAUAUUUCAGCCACUACCAUUAUUACGUAUUGGAACAAAUCGUUCAGUUACAAUGUCACAACAACAAGCUGCUUCAUUAUUAGCUUGUGCAUUUUUCUGUUUAUUUCCAAAUCGUUCUGAUUACAAACAGAAGAACAAACGUCGUAGUUUUCCAAAUCCAAAUUUCAAUGCAUUAUAUCAAAGUGGACAUCCAAAAAAAAUUCAAAAACUUAAAUGUAUUUUACAUUAUUUUCGACGUAUUACAGAAAAAAUGCCCAAUGGUAUUAUUACUAUUCAACGUUUUGCAUUACCUACACAUCUUUUUCCACAAUGGUCUGAUUUACAAACAGGUCUCUGUGAUUUACAUUUGACAACUGGUAAAAAAAUUGAAGAUGUCAAUGGUGCAUUACAAGUGGAUUUUGCUUGUAAAUAUAUCGGAGGUGGUGUUUUAGGUAACGGUUGUGUGCAAGAAGAAAUUCGUUUUACGAUUUGUCCUGAAAUGCUUGUUAGUUUACUUGUUUGUGAAAGAAUGGAACCAAAUGAAUGUAUUUUUCUUAUUGGAUGUGAACGAUAUUCAUCAUACAGAGGUUAUGCUAAUUCAUUUCAAUUUGAUGGAGACUAUAUCGAUAAUACACCUAAAGAUAAUUGGGGUCGAAAAUGGAGUCAUCUAGUAGCUAUGGAUGCUAUUUGCUUUCGUGAUCCAUCAACACAAUAUGAUAUGGAAUGUGUAGAUCGUGAACUACUUAAAGCCUAUACAAGCUUUCGUCCACUAGAAGAAGGAUCAGAUUAUGAGUUUGCUAUUGCUACUGGAAAUUGGGGUUGUGGUGCAUUUCAUGGUGAUAAAUAUGUGAAAGCAAUUAUUCAAUUAAUGGCUGCUUCUGAAGCUCGACGUCCACUUAUCUAUGCAGCUUAUCAUGAUAAAACUUUAAUCGAUUCACUUGAUGUAGUAUAUGAUUACUUGAAAGAUCAAAAAGCAACAAUAGGAGAUUUAUAUCAAUAUCUAAAGCGAUACUUUACUCAAAUGGAUCGAGGAUCUUUAUUUGAAUAUAUUUUGAACACACCUGUUUCAUUUCUUAAAUCUUAA